GCAUGUGCAAACGGUGUUGCCACGGCCCAAUCCGUCCGUGAAAUAAGGACGGAAAGCAUUCUGUGGCAUAAAUUACAUCUAUUUUCAUUUUACUUGUAAAUAUAACUGAUAAUAUCACAACACAUAUGCUGUAUUUAACUUACCUACAGUAGUGAUUUUGUCCAACGCAGUUAUAAAUCCGGAUUCCGGAAUUAUUUCAUUGCAGAGGAUAUAGCUGCUGGUUAAUAAGUUCCGUUGUGUUGUCUGACAGAAAAUAUGUAACGUAAUUGAUAACAGUUUUAUAUUGGACACGUGAGGAAGGAUUAGGGAAAACACGCAGAAUGCAAAUACGACUUAAUUACGUCUUCCUCUUUUCUGGUAAGGUCAAAACAAAGGAGAACACCAAGGGAUACAAAAGGAGUCGUUUAUUAAAUAAGGCUGCAGGCUACAGAUUUUCCCUCUCACGACAAAUACCAAGCCAGCCACGGUUUUCUCACACGGGCUCAAACAAACACACAUCACUGCCUGGGAUUAACAGGUUAAGUAUAAUCAGUCCAGCAUUUUACACAGCGACCCACGCGGUUUCAAUCCAAAACCUUACUCCGUGCACAGCUUUAUUCCCCCGUCUAUGUCCGAAAGGCCGCCCCCGAAGGACACAUUUGCGCUGCAGUUAAAAUCCAUCGCAUCCACACAUUCUCACACUCACACUACAGUCAAACAUUAGAAAGAGUUAUGCUUCCCUGGAAGGAGGACUAUCCCGUCCCACCGUACUCCUCCGGGGGAUGAAAAUGAUUAUUAUUAUCUCGGAGAACGCAUGUAGCGCUCAGGCAAAAUCAGCGGAGGUAAACUUUAAACUCAUUUUUAAAUGAUGCAUAAGAGUAAUAAAAGGUAAAACUGCAAAGCUAGGUAAGGUUUCUUUCUAUGACAGUAAAAAUAUUUUUCCCAAUAUCAAUGUCAACCGGUUAUGCAAAGAAAUUGCCGCGGAAACGCAAGCGCCGCCUUGAAAACAGUUGAAAAGUCAAAAAAUAACGAUAAACGAAGUAAAAAACAAAAACAGCAUUUUAUUGAAUAUGUCAAUACAUAUGCGUAUAUAAGCGUGCUGUCCUAGCGAUGUGAUUUUCUUAUAAAUAUAGCGAUAUCGUUUUACUGUAAUAGAGAUUGGGGUAUUUAUAACACAAAAAAGGCGCUCAUGCAAAAGUAGCUGAGGUAAACUUUAAACUGAUUUUAAACGAAUUCAAAGAAGGAUGGAUAAUUAAACGUGCAAAGCUUGCGAAGUUUUUUUCCUAUGACAUAGUAACAGAGUAAAAAUAUUUUAGCGAAAUUCUCUAUACUAGACCUAAUUUUGCCCAAUCUCACCGAGUACGGGAAAACAUACCCGUUUACGCUCCCUGCGACGAGCCUUCCUCUCUCUCCUGCACACAAUAUCUCCCCCUUCACUGGUGCAACUUGAGUUUGAGUGCGGUCGCCCCCCGCACCGCUUACUACAUAAAAUACCUUUUUUUAUUACGCCUUGGACGGCUAUGGUGAUUUAUUUAUUUUAGCAACGCUUUGACCUUAAGAACGAAUAAACUGUAAAAUAUUAGAUAGCUCAUAAACCGGGAAAUUAAUUAUACUACUGCAACAUAAUGUUUAGUAAUAACUCAUGUAUCAUUCAACUUUUUUUAAAAAAAAACAUAUACACGUGGACUAUUGCAACGUUCUAGAACUGUCAAUGACGUAAAACGCGAUAGAAAAUUUGCCUAUUUAAACGAAACGCACCUGUGAACUCCUUAUUGCGUUCUCUGUCUCUGUGAGCAAUGGCAUUCUCAUCCUUCUUGGCGAGCCUCCUCAUCAUGAUGUCUCUUGUUGACAACAGCUUCUCCGAGGGUGAAGCUUCUUUUCAAAGGUGCACAUCCUUCAAGUGGCCCUUCACCCCACUUUGCGACUUGGGCACUGUAUGGGGUGUGGUGGUGCCAGUGGGACUGGGCGGGGCAGCCCUGGCCUCCCUCAUCCUGGCCCUGGUGCUGCUGUGCCGCUUAAUGCGGAACAUCGAGGCAAAAAGGCGUAGCGAGGUAACACCGCUGCUGUUGCUGCUAGCCAGCAUCAUUGGGCUAUGCGGCCUCAGCGCGGUGUAUCUCACUGAGGAGGGCCAGCAUGCCUGCAUAUAUAGAUAUGCAAUCUUGGCUAUGUUGUUUGUGCCAUGCCUUGCAUGCCUGCUGGCCCAGGGCAUGCGGCUACACCGGCUGGCACAAACAACAUAUAGCCGCAUCAUUGGAGCCAUGGUGGGGUUCAUUGCCUUGCUGGCCGGGGCACAAGGUAUCGCAACUACCCUAUGGGUAGUUGCGAUCACCAUGAAUCAGGGCCAGCUAGCCUGUCGGUCCCGGCCACAGGACCUCACCAUGGCUUUCAUUUAUGUGCUGGUCCUCCUCAGUGCGGCGCUCUCUGGGGUGGCAUGCAGCUGGUUCCAGAGGCAGCCCUCAAAAUGCAGGGUGGCAUGGCUGCUUGCUACUUGGGUGGCCUCUGCCCUGCUGUGGGGUGCCAGGCUCUGCUUCCACACACGUGCCAACGCAGCUCUUGGUCUUCCCUCCACUUGGGAUGACCUUGAGCAUGCGUUGGCGCUGGUGGUGCAGGCCUGGCUCCUCCUACUGCUGCAUGCCAUCCCAGAGGCCCACACCUGGCUGCGCCUAGCCUCAGAGCCCUGCCCACAGACCCCAGCCAACGUCACCACCACUGGCUCCAGUGAGGAAAUUUCCCUGUCCUCCUGGCCAUUUGGGCACAUGCAGGGCUCCUGGUCCAGUCAGAGCAGUUCAGCCAGGAACACUGACGUUGAACAAGGGCCCAGUACCCCCUUCGGCAGCAACCAGUCCAUCACCAUCACCAUCCCGGAGGAGGGAGCAGUGACCUCCAUCUAAGGAGCACUGUGGAGAGCGCCCAAGCUCCUUUGGAGAUGGACAGACGGCAGCAGACCAUAAGGAGGACUGGACAGUUGACCCAUUACAUGAUUAACUUCAAGUUGACGUCUGCUGUCUCUCACUCACAUAUGGCCUCCCCGGUCUACACGCACCCAUCUAUGGAGCACUGUGGAGAGCGCACAAGCUCCUUUGGAGAUGGACAGAUGACGGCAGACCUUGAGGAGGGCUGGACGGUCA
Messenger RNA from Brienomyrus brachyistius, 3107 nucleotides. RefSeq names its product G-protein coupled receptor family C group 5 member B-like. NCBI's taxonomy places the organism in Eukaryota, Metazoa, Chordata, Actinopteri, Osteoglossiformes, Mormyridae. Gene Ontology annotation, molecular function: G protein-coupled receptor activity; protein kinase activator activity; protein kinase binding. Gene Ontology annotation, biological process: G protein-coupled receptor signaling pathway. The transcript has 3 exons. The record is from RefSeq and is a predicted model, not a curated record. The coding region runs from base 1776 to 2870 and encodes 364 amino acids. Gene Ontology annotation, cellular component: extracellular exosome; intracellular membrane-bounded organelle; plasma membrane.